Molecule: messenger RNA, 2612 nt
Organism: Gekko japonicus
Lineage: Eukaryota; Metazoa; Chordata; Lepidosauria; Squamata; Gekkonidae
Gene: ANKAR
Product: ankyrin and armadillo repeat containing
Exons: 16
Molecular function (GO): protein binding
Source: RefSeq, a predicted model, not a curated record
UUGUAGGUCCCGCCGCUUUGCACUUAGCGGCCCAGUCUGGCUCUCUCGAGUCUCUUCAUUUCCUCCUGGCUCUCAAAGCCGAUUACAGGAUGCCCGACAACCGAGGGUGGAUGCCCAUUCAUUUUGCCGCCUAUUACGACAACAUCGCCUGCUUUGCCGUUCUGUACCGGAAGAGCCCAGACCUUCUGGAGGCGGAGACACGGGCUGAACAUCACUCCACCCCGCUUUUGCUCGCGGCCACCUCUGGAGCAUUAGACACGAUUCAGUAUUUGUUCACCCUCCUUGUCAACUGGCUCAAAAAGGACAGUGAAGGAAACAACAUGAUCCAUUUGGCGGUGCUGAACUUUCAUACGGAAGUUCUCAAGCAUUUGAUCGAACUGGAUCUCCCUGAUCUCCCAGUAUGGACGACUCUUGUCGGGAUGCUAGACUGUAUCGAAUACGUGAGGAGAGAAAUGGCGGUACGCUGUUUGGAAGUUCUUUGUCUCGCCAAAGACCACUACUGGAAGUUCAUUUUGGAUGCAGGGACCAUCCCCUCACUCAUCAACUUGUUGAAAAGCCAGUCGGUCAAGCUGGAAUGCAUCACUAUGGGGGUGCUGAUCAACAUCACCACCAACGACCCCAUCGCUAGAGCCUUCGCCGAGUCAGGAGGCGUCACGGUGCUGAUUAAGUUGUUGGCCAGCGAUGAACCGGAGCUGCUGUCCCGUUGUGCGGUCGUUUUACAUGACAUCGCUCAGCUGGAUGAUUAUCAGGCCGCCAUUGCUGAACUGGGUGCCAUUCCAGCCCUUGUCAAUCGGUUGCACUAUGAGAUUGAAGACCUGCUUGUGAAUGUCAUCAACUGUAUCCGUGUUUUGUGCAUCAACAACAAAGCGAAUCAGCUGAAAGUGAAAGAAUGCAGGGGCAUCAAACCGCUGGUUCAGUUCUUGUCAUCGGACUCGGAUGUGCUGUUGGCCGUGGCUUCCGCAGCCAUCGCGGAACUCGCGCGGGGGAAUACGAAGAUGCAGAAUGCCAUCGUGGAAGCGCACGUGAUCAGUCCCCUUGUGGAGCUUCUCAGGGGAAGGAAGACCAGCGUGCAAGUUAAAGGCGCCAUGGCCAUCCAGACGCUCUGCGAAAGGAACACUUACAUCCAGAUGAGGUUUCUGGCCAAACCUUAUGGUAAAAGGUUUUUGGUUUUAUUUUGGCCCCAUCUCCAGGCUUUUCAACUGAAAGUUAAGGAGCAAGGUGCCAUAACUCUCUGGGCACUGGCUGGGCAAACCUUGAAGCAACAGAAAUACAUGGCAGAGCAAAUCGGGUACAACCUUAUUAUAGAUAUGCUUCUCUCGCCCUCGGAUAAAAUGCAGUGUGUCGGAGGCGAAGCCGUCAUCGCUCUUAGCAAGGACAGCCAAAUGCAUCAAAACCAAAUAUGCAAAGGAAAUGGGAUCGCCCCAUUAGUUCGCCUGCUGAGGAGCUCGAGGAUAGCCGAGGGAACCCUGCUGAGUAUCAUCCGAGCUUUGGGGACCAUGUGUGUGGGGGAAGCUAUCAUCAGCAAUCCAGUCAGUCAAGAGAACGUAGUGGACGAAGGGGCCUUGCCAAUACUGGUGAAUUUACUUCAGACUCAUCAUUCUCUUCAGAUAAAGGUUGAAGUUGCCGUUUCUUUGGCGUGUAUCGUCUUAAAGAACAGCCGCCUCCAGGUUGUGUUACAAGAUCAGGAAGGUUUCUGUUAUUCCGACGUCCUUCAUCUUCUUUAUUCAACAGACAAGGAUAUCCGUUUACGGGCCGGCUACGCCAUCACUCUUUUCGCUUAUAAUAACCCCGCCCAGCAGUUUUUGAUCCUGGAAAGCGGUCCCAUAUCCAUGUCAGUAUUUGAACCUUUUCUGGAAUCGGCAGUAGAGACAGAGAGGGCGAUGGCUGCUUUUCAGAUUGUUGUACUGGCUAGAAUUAUUGUUGAUAAGGACCCGGUGAGUUUGUCUGCACGGGGAGUUUCGAUUCUGGUGGACCUACUAUGUUCAGAAGAGGCCAGUACUCUGGUGUUAACAGGAAAGUUGUUGGCUAGUCUAGCGCACACGAGAGCAGGUAUUCCUGAAGCCAUCACAAGCCUGGGGACCAUUCAACGUCUUUGUUAUCAUUUGUAUGCCAAAGAAGAAGAGGUUUGCAUAUCCAUGGCGUGUGCUCUGGGAUACUUGACGUACAACCGGACCGCCUACCGCCAUCUGCUAGUGCAAUGCAGGAAUAAGCCCAAGCUGUUCAAGAGACUGAUAAAGAACCUCAGCAGAGACGCAAGGAUAAACCCAGAGUUUGUGAAGGAAUUCAGAAGACAGAAAAAAGUCGGGCUUCCAUCUCUCAGUUUGGAGAUAAAUGGAGGCCCACCUGCUGUUCCGGUACACAUACAAGAUAAAUCACAGGAAGGUGGUGUCAAAGUGUACAAAUCCAGGUUUCACCCGAAGGAUUCCCUCUUUUUAGUCCCCACGACCACUCACCUCAUGGGAAGAUUCAGGAUGCCAGAGAAGCCCCGCAUCCCCCCCUCGGGGCACUAUCAACCUCCACACACCACAGCCUCCGACCUCAUCCAAGUCGUGCGACCCAGAAUCGUUGACAUUGGCGCCCUCCGGUGCAACGCGCCUGGAAAGAAAUCUUAA